AUGGCAGAAACAGAGAGAACCGACGAGGAGCAGUUCGAAUGCCAGGAACUGCUCGAGUGCCAGGUGCAGGUGGGGGCCCCCGAGGAGGAGGAGGAGGACGCGGGCCUGGUGGCCGAGGGCGAGGCCGAGGCCGUGGCUGCCGGCUGGAUGCUCGAUUUCCUCUGCCUCUCUCUUUGCGGAGCUUUCCACGACGGUAGCUCCAAGGACUUCCACAGGACCCUCAACAGUGCAGAGGCUAUUAUUCAUGGACUAUCCAGCCUAACAGCUUACCAGUUGAGAACUAUAUACAUAUGUCAGUUUUUGACAAGAAUUGCAGCAGGAAAAACCCUUGAUGCACAGUUUGAAAAUGAUGAACGAAUUACACCCUUGGAAUCAGCCCUGAUGAUUUGGGGUUCAAUUGAAAAGGAACAUGACAAACUUCACGAAGAAAUACAGAAUUUAAUUAAAAUUCAGGCUACAGCUGUUUGUAUGGAAAAUGGCAACUUUAAAGAAGCAGAAGAAGUCUUUGAAAGAAUAUUUGGUCAUCCAAAUUCUUACAUGCCUCUCAAAAGCAAAUUGCUUAUGAUAAUCUCUCAGAAAGAUGCAUUUCAUUCCUUUUUUCAGCACUUCAGCUACAACCACAUGACGGAGAAAAUUAAGAGUUAUGUGAAUUAUGUGCUAAGUGAAAAAUCAUCAACCUUUCUAAUGAAGGCAGAAGCAAAAGUAGUAGAAAGAAAAAGAACAAGAACAAUAACUUCUCAAGAUAAACUUGAUGUUGAAAUGGAAACUGAAGUUAAUUCAGACACAAGAAAAAGGUCUCACAAGAAUCUUUUCUUAUCUAAGUUGCAACAUGGAACCCAGCAACAAGACCUUAAUAAGAAAGAAAGAAGAGUAGGAACUCUUCAAAGUACAAAAAAUUAA
Pongo pygmaeus (Bornean orangutan) is the source of this 900-nucleotide messenger RNA. Its product is annotated as telomeric repeat-binding factor 1-like. Gene Ontology annotation, biological process: negative regulation of DNA replication; telomere maintenance via telomerase; negative regulation of telomeric D-loop disassembly. Lineage: Eukaryota; Metazoa; Chordata; Mammalia; Primates; Hominidae. Gene Ontology annotation, molecular function: ankyrin repeat binding; DNA binding, bending; protein homodimerization activity. Gene Ontology annotation, cellular component: nucleus; nuclear telomere cap complex; chromosome, telomeric region. The record is from RefSeq and is a predicted model, not a curated record. The transcript has a single exon. Bases 1 to 900 code for a protein of 299 amino acids.